CCACCGACCAAAUGGCCGGAGCAAAACCCCACUUUGCGCCGCACGCCGCCUACGCCCAAGCACCCGCCUCCCCCUCCGCCUCCACCGAAUCCGACUCAACCGUAGAUGCCGACGCCGACGUCGUCGUCUUCCGCCUCCUCCUGCCGCGGGCCUUUGGCGACGAAGACGCCAUGCGCCUCUACGCCGUCGUCGCCCCUCUCCGCCGCCACACCGCCGGGCUGCACGUCCGCGUCGAUGCCCUCGAAGGAUACCCCGAAGAUGCCGCCAGCCGCGUCGCGGUGGUCCUCGGCCCCACCUCCCCCACCCGCCCCGUCGAGGCCUCCUCCUCCUCCUCCGGCGAGCCCCUGCAGCUCUCACCCGCGCAGGAGGCCCUCGUCUCGGUCGUAGACGUCGGCGGGGUGCUCCACCGCGUCGUGGCCCGGGCCCCUGAGUUCGUGUCGUGCCUGGUCCUGGUGGAGGCCGCGGGACUCGAAGCCCUCGGGAGGGGGACACUGGAGGCGAUCGCCAGCGAGACCAACGCGGAGCUUCGCGUCACGUCGUUGGCGGAGGGCGCGACGCCGAGCGUGCAUUCUCCCAAGGAGGUCAUCGAGAUAACUGGAGACAGAACUACCAUAAGGAAGGCUAUUGUUGCUUUGUCUAGCUAUCUUCAAGGUGAUUUACAUGCUUGCAGCUUGACAACUUCUGUUACGACACCAAGCCCAAUGUUCCCAUGGAAAUCUUCAGAAGUUCCUGAGCCUAAUUAUGGAGAUUUGCACUCAGGGGUAUCCACUAAAUGUGCAAACAUCAAUGUCCCUUGGAUUGAUUGUCCACAAGAUGUUGCAGGAAAUGUCGAAACUGAAAAUCUCCAGCAGAUUUCGUUUAGACUUCUCUGUCAUGUCAAUCUUGCUGGAGGUUUGAUUGGCAAGAAGGGCAUGAUUAUCAAAGGGUUUGAAACUGAAACUGGAGCUUCUAUUGACGUUGGUAAUCCUUUCAGUGGGUGCAUGGAACGUGUGAUAACAAUUUCAGCCUUAGAGAGUCCAGGUAAACACUCCAAGGUGCAGAGUGCAAUCCUUUGUAUCUUUGACAGAAUGGAAGAGGUUGAAAGGAACUUGAUGUUUGGCAAGCCAGAAUGCUCAGCGAGGGUGCUUGUGCCCAAAAGCCAAUUUAGUUCUCUAGUUGGUUUAGGUGGUGCUAUAAUCAAGGAAAUGGUUAAGUCAACAGGAGCAAGAAUUGAGAUUUUGGAUGAGAUGGACGUUCCAGCUUGUGCCUCAAACUGUGAACGAGUUCUGCAGAUCACUGGGAAUCUAGUGAAUGUCAGAGAUGCUUUAUUUGUUGUAAGCGAGAAACUGCGUAAUCAUGCUUUCUCUUCUAAGUGUACCAAGCACGAUGAUGGUAAUGCUACCGCUUCAGAUAUCAUUGAAUCAACUGCAAGCAUGACGGUCAAUAUUUCUUCAACAGACAACUAUUCGACUGACAAUUUCCCAAGGACUGAUCAUGAACCCUCUGUAAUUCAAAUGGAGUCACUCGAGAACUCGUUCAGUGCCUUCCACUUGGGAUCUCCUGGUUCUUUAGAACUUGAGAGUCUUGCUAAUGCUGAGGACACUGGAAUCAUUAAUUUAAAAAAUGAGGGGCAGAAACCUCCUAAUAGGAGUUGUGCUGUUAUCACUGGGGUGCAGAAACCUGCUGAUGGGGAUGACGACAGAAUCAGCAAGUCAAAUCAUGGGAUCACAUCUCCAGACGAAAACCAACUUAUGAGGGUAAUGAAGGAUCCCGUCGUAACUAGAAUGACAUAUGAGAUUGCUGCUUGUGGUGGCAUUUUUUGUCUUCUGUAUAGGGAUAAGGGAAACAACUUGGCCCAGCUCAGACAGGGCGAUGCCUGCCAUCCCCUUCUGGUGUCGUCCCCAUGUCUUUCCUCUAUUCCCUCCCGCAAUCAUGGCGGGAGUGCCAUGGACGCUAGUUACGACACAAACGCUUUGAUUGGAGUUGUUCCGAGGAGUAUCUAUAGACGUAGCCCUUGAUGUCGAUGUCUGUGGAAAUAUGAGAUUGGAACCCUAAAUUGUAUGCCACGAUAUUCGGUGUUGUAUUGAUGUGACCCUCAUAUGGGGUAUAUAUAGAGGUACAAAUGGGGAGAUAGACUUGGAGUAUAAGACAAGUAAUCUCGUUUAAACCGAUUCUAUCUUAUCUCUAAUCCCAACCAUAUUAUAUCUCUAACAUUCCCCCUCAGUAGUAGCUAGAGGGGAGCGGACGAUUGCGACUGGAUUUGAAGUCUUGUGCUUCUUUUGUCUUCUCCGCUUCGCCAUCAACAGUCGCAUCUGUGAUGAUCAUGGUCCGUCACCCAGGGCGGUGUCUCUGUCCCCUGUCUCUCUAUUCCCUCCCGCAGUCAUAGCGAGAGUGUCAUGAAUGCUAGUGACGACGCGAACGCUUUGACUGGAAUUGUUGCCGAUGAGUCGCUGUAGACGUAGAGCCCUUAAAGUCGAUGUUGAGAUAGCCGAUCAUGAUCUAGCCGCGGUCGAGGUAGUCGUGGUCGAUAUCGUAGUCGUCACAGUGGAUGAAGCCGCACAUAGCUGAAGGCGCGAAAAAAAUGCGCUAUAAUGUAGAGACGGAGCUGCAAUCGAAGACGAUGCACCUUGCAGAUGUCAGAGGAUGUCGUCGGAGGCGUCGUGCGGAUGUCAGAGGAUGCGUCAAAGGAGAUGAGACCACCAGUUUUGCCAGGACUAGAGGGAACCCAUCGAGUACGCAUCGGUUUUGCCAGGACCGUGCGCACCGUGCGAUCGCCAGUUUUGCCAGGGCUAGAGGGGAGUCAUCACAAAUAGUGAUGUUCGUGUCGAUAUAGUCGAA
Messenger RNA from Brachypodium distachyon (stiff brome), 2817 nucleotides. Its product is annotated as KH domain-containing protein HEN4. The coding region runs from base 12 to 1997 and encodes 661 amino acids. Gene Ontology annotation, biological process: regulation of gene expression. Gene Ontology annotation, molecular function: mRNA binding. The transcript has 7 exons. Lineage: Eukaryota; Viridiplantae; Streptophyta; Magnoliopsida; Poales; Poaceae. Gene Ontology annotation, cellular component: cytoplasm; nucleus. The record is from RefSeq and is a predicted model, not a curated record.